Molecule: messenger RNA, 931 nt
Organism: Conger conger (European conger)
Lineage: Eukaryota; Metazoa; Chordata; Actinopteri; Anguilliformes; Congridae
Gene: ppp1r14d
Product: protein phosphatase 1 regulatory inhibitor subunit 14D
Exons: 4
Coding region: 173-535 (120 amino acids)
Biological process (GO): regulation of phosphorylation
Cellular component (GO): cytoplasm
Molecular function (GO): protein serine/threonine phosphatase inhibitor activity
Source: RefSeq, a predicted model, not a curated record
GGGAGGGGGAGGGGGAGGGUGUGUGUGUGUGAGAGAGAGCGAGAGCUAGAGAGCAAGAGAGAGAGAGCGAGAGAGAGAGCUAGAGAGCUAGAGAGCAAGGGAGAGAGAGAGAGAGAGAGAGAGAGACGGCUUUCAGAGUUCCCUCAGCUGCUUCCCGGAGGCCGAGGAAGGCAUGGCGUCGGAGCCCAGCACCCAGUCCAGGGUGGUGUUCCAAACCCCUGACAAGGACGAGGAGCCCCCCCACCGUAAGCUGGGCAAGCUGACAGUCAAGUACAACCGCAAGGACCUGCAGCGGAGGCUGGACAUCGAGGAGUGGAUCGACGGGCAGCUGCACCUGCUGUACGACUGUGAGGAGGAGGAGAUUCCAGAGUUAGAGAUUGAUAUAGAUGAGCUCCUGGAGCUUCCAGACACAGAGCAAAGAUCAAAACUGCAGGAACUUCUUCAAGAAUGUGGCAAGCCAAAAGAGGAGUUUAUCAACGGGCUGCUGUAUCGGAUGAAGGGGCUGCGGAAGAUGUCCGGACCACUGAAGAAAUGAGUGAAACUCGAGGUUCAGGACAACGUGAAGGCUCCCCCACUACCACUCUUUGGAAUCUGCAGCCCCACAUGCUAACAGAACUGCUGUUGGGGUGUCCUGAGCCCCUUUCACUACACAGAUGGGUCAACAGGGCACUGUACGUGGCAGCCCUAGUUUGGACUGAAUUAUGAACACAAAGGACAGUUUUGGCAUCUUGAAUCCACACCAUGCAGGUGAUUUGUGAUUUUUCUUUUUUACUUAAAAGUAUGUUGUUUUGUCUGUUAACACCCACACAAAAUACCCUUUGACCCUAGUGAAAGAAUGUACAAUUUUGAUUUCCUAUUUAUAUAUUUUUUUGUUCCAAAUACAGUGUUGUACAAUGUAUUAAUAAAAAAGGAAGGUUUUCAUGUCAGUAAA